Molecule: messenger RNA, 1232 nt
Organism: Melampsora larici-populina 98AG31
Lineage: Eukaryota; Fungi; Basidiomycota; Pucciniomycetes; Pucciniales; Melampsoraceae
Exons: 1
Coding region: 457-777 (106 amino acids)
Source: RefSeq, a predicted model, not a curated record
GCUCCGACUUUAGACCACCACCCUGUUUCCGGUUCUUCAUGGUUCUCACCGGCUUUCAGACGCAGAGCACCUGUUGAAAAGGAAUACGGUCGUCACUUACACGUUUCUACCCGUUUUUCAAUUGUUAUUGAAGUUGGAUUUGCUCGAGUUCCUGAAGGCUGUACUGAAGGAAUCCUUGGUGAUACUCUAUCCGAAAUUCAAUCUGUCCUAGGUGAUGAAUUCACCAUUCCUGCUCCACACACCUUUACCAAGGCAUCUGUGCCAAAGUCCAGCUCGAUCACCGGUGGUAGUCUCACCAACCCAUUUCCAGUAGAAAGACCUAGUCACCGACAUCAUCAAUCCUUACCUGUCAACUUAUCACCAGUUGCAUCUACUUCAGCAUCCACCUCGGCAUCUGGAUCGAGUUCGAGUUCAAGUUCCCUUUUACAUCUUUCUCAUCACAAUUCAGGAAUCUUCAUGGGCAACUCAACUCACUCACGACUUCCUUCAUUCCCUGGAAAGAUUCGUACUCUCCGUUGCCCCAUCGUCAUUGGUUCAGUUGCCGAACCUACAUUGGCUUGCUUGGUGUCACCUGAAGCCGAACGCAGACUUGCAAAUGAUCCUUCUCGUUCGCUUCAACCUCCUUCACCCGGUGCUCAACGUCGUGCAGAGGAAGAAGAUGAUAUGAGACGAGCUGUCGAAGCUGCUGAACCUUCGCUAGGCGGUGAUGGAGAAGCGUGGCUUUGUGCUCCACCUGACUACUCCGCUGCUCUUCGUGGCCCACCUGCAUACGUUUAAAUUAACCAAGAAUCAUUUACUUGAACUAUUUUACCAAAAGAAACUUUCCUAUCUAUACUAGAAGCAAUUUGUCACAUCUAUCCUUUAUAGGCAAUAUACAUGUUUAAUAAUUUCUUAUAUCUCUCCUUCAUAUAUAUUCUUGAUCAUUCCCUCUGCUUAAUCUCUACUUCUUGCAUUUCUUCUUUAUUUUUAGAAAAAAAAUCAUAUCUUGAGCAUUUCCUCUUUCUUUUAUAAAUAUCAUUAUCAUUUUUCUUUUGAUAAACCUUGGGUGUUACGAUUAUUUCUUGAUUUGAUUUAUACAAUUCUUUUCAUCUUUGCAUUUUCUUUUUGUUGUUGUUUUUUGUUUUUGUUUUGAUAUCUUCCAACUUCUUUAUUCGCUGCGUCGAUAUUAAUAUUUUUUUCUCUUUCGCUAGAUUUAAAGAUUUUUGAAGAUGAAUGCAAGAUAUUUUUUUAAA